UGCCUCUUGCACUGGGCGCAGGGAGCGGCGGUGGGUGCGUGCGUGCAGGGGGGGGCCCGGCUGCCUGGCCCCCAGCGAAUGCAAUAAACAAUAAUCAUCAUUAGAGGGGGGAGAAAGAGGCGUUUCCUUCGGAGCAUGCAUCCAUGGGCGGACUGAGGCCGGGAGGAGGCGGCGGCGGCGGGGUCGGUGUUGCAAGAAGACCCCUUGGCAGCAGAUGGGAUUUGUGCCUUAUUUGAGGAUCUCCUGGGCAGUCCCUCUCCCCACUUGUGCUGCUGUCGGGGGGAGGGGGGGGGAAGAGAGAGGAAGUUGCAUUGAUUAUUUUUUGCUGCUGCUUCGCUUUCCCGGAUUCCCACACGCCGAGGCGGUUUUUAAAUCUGGAUGAUUAUGCAUGGAAAAUCGCCCCCUCCCUCUAAGGAGCCAACCCGUGCGGGCAGCCAGCUCCCCCUGAGCCUGCCUGCAAUUGUGCCUUCACUUAUGCGUGUGUGGGGGGAAGGGAACUGAGCUGUUUUUCUUGCUUUUGACCCCCCCCCCCCCGCCGCUCUUUGGAGGGGAAUCAGUGAUCAUCUGGGAUUUCCACCUCCAGCGAGUCAAUCCUGCCCCGACUGCUGGAUUUGCUCCCCUUGCAUGGGGAGAAGCGGCGAGCGGGUGAAGAACUCUCGGGCUUGGUUUUUAUUAUUAUUUUUUUUUGAGGGAGGGGGCAGUUGCUUUGCGCCCCAGCCCGGCUUGUGUGUGCGCCUUCUACACCGUCCCUCCCCCGCUCCCUGCCUCUGGACAUUGGGAUGUGACCAGCUGAGGUCCAGGCGACGCUGACCCUUCGCUCCGGGGGCUCGUGAUCCUGGAAGCGGGUUGAGAAUAUCGCCGCACAACUCGCCUUGGAGGGAUUGUCAAUUACCGCCCCUCCCCGCCGCCCACCCGCCCGUCAGAGACCAGAAGCCUGGGAUCUAGUUUUGUUUCGCUACUAAACAAAAGUGGGGACAACUGCUUGGGGUUGCAGGGCCACAAAACCAUGUCUGCUAAAGAGAACCCCUGCAGGAAAUUUCAAGCCAACAUUUUUAAUAAAAGCAAAUGUCAAAAUUGCUUUAAACCUCGGGAAUCCCAUUUGCUCAAUGAUGAAGAUUUAAACCAGGCAAAGCCCAUCUACGGCGGUUGGCUGCUGCUGGCACCAGAAGGGACGGACUUUGACAACCCUGUGCACCGUUCCCGGAAAUGGCAGCGCCGGUUCUUCAUCCUCUACGAACAUGGUCUCCUGCGCUAUGCCCUGGACGAGAUGCCCACGACCCUCCCACAGGGCACCAUCAACAUGAACCAGUGCACGGAUGUUGUGGAUGGGGAGAGCCGGACGGGGCAGAAGUUCUCCCUGUGCAUCCUGACCCCCGAGAAGGAGCACUUCAUCCGAGCUGAGAACAAGGAGAUCAUCAGUGGGUGGCUGGAGAUGUUGAUCGUCUACCCGAGGACAAACAAGCAGAAUCAGAAGAAGAAGAGGAAGGUAGAGCCACCAACCCCGCAGGAACCUGGCCCCGCUAAGGUGGCUGUGACCAGUAGCAACAUUCCUAAUGCAGAGAAGGUCCCCACUACCAAGUCCACACUCUGGCAAGAAGAAAUGAGGGGCAAAGAUCAACUGGAUGGGAGCAGUAGCAUCAGCCCAGCCCAGAGCCCCAUACAGAGCCAGGCCAUGCUUGCCAGCUCCUUGAAGGAACCUAUGUUGGAAAGUAAAGAAGAUGAGAGCUCCAUGAAUGGCGACCGGAUAGACUGUGGGCGGAAGGCACGUGUUGAGAGCGGUUACUUUUCCUUGGAGAAGACCAAGCAAGACUCGAAGUUGGAAGAGCAGCAGCUGCCACCUCCACCAUCCCCUCCCAGCCCCAGCACCCCGAACAACAGGUACAGUUACCCCAAAUCACCCUUCCAGGAGCACAGCCACCCCUUUCCUUCCCCAGGUACCAGCUCAAACAACCGAAUGGUUUCCAGCUACUCACUGAACUCCCUGGAUUCAAAGAGUACUUACCCUACGUGCAAGGACUUCAGCAGCAGAGACGGGGGAAGGGGAGCUGAAAGAAAGAACCACUCCCUUUCCUUCAAAGCCAGUCGGCAGUACGCCACCCUGGCCGAUGUUCCCAAGGCCAUUAGGAUCAGUAACCGGGAGGCCUUCCAGGUGGAGAGGAAACGGCUGGAGCAGAGGACCCGGGCCCGCAGCCCUGGAAGGGAAGAGGUGGCCCGGCUCUUUGGCAACGAGAGAAGGCGGUCCCAGGUAAUUGAAAAAUUUGAGGCAUUAGAUAUAGAGAAUGCAGAGCAUAUGGAAACCAAUGCGUCCGCAGGCCCCUCCCUUUCCAGCGAGACACGUCAGGGCAGGAGUGAGAAGAGGGUUUUCCCCAGGAAACGGGACUUCACCUCUGAAACUGCAGCAGUAGGAUCCAUCCUGGAAGUCUCAGCUUCCCCUUUGUCUCCACACCGUAGAGCAAAAUCACUGGAUAGAAGAUCCACUGAGUCCUCCAUGACGCCUGACCUGCUGAACUUCAAGAAGGGAUGGCUGACGAAGCAAUACGAGGAUGGACAGUGGAAGAAACACUGGUUUGUGCUGACGGAUCAGAGCCUGAGAUACUACAGGGAUUCCGUGGCAGAGGAGGCAGCUGAUUUGGAUGGAGAAAUUGAUUUGUCUACAUGCUAUGAUGUCACCGAAUAUCCAGUUCAGCGGAACUAUGGCUUCCAGAUCCAUACUAAAGAAGGGGAAUUCACCCUGUCUGCCAUGACCUCUGGGAUUCGACGAAACUGGAUCCAGACAAUCAUGAAGCACGUUCGCCCCACAGCUGCUCCAGAUGUGACCAGGAAAAACUUCUCUUUGAAACUAUCGGUGCUGAAGCCCAGCUCCUUGCCAGAAGAGAAAAGCAAAACCAGCUCUUCUUUUGAGACUUGUCCAAAGCCAAGUGAGAAGCAGGACUCGGACCAAGCUGAGGUGGAUCCUGAGCAGAAACGGAGCCGUGCCCGGGAGCGCAGGAGAGAGGGGCGCUCCAAAACCUUUGACUGGGCCGAGUUCCGCCCCAUUCAGCAAGCCUUGGCGCAGGAGAGAGCCCUCGCUGCAGAGUCCUCGAAGAGCGGCUCCACGGCCUUUCCCAGGGAACCCAGCGCUCCGGACGCAGACCCCGGGGAGCUGGAACGGGAGCGGGCUCGGCGGAGAGAGGAGAGACGCAAGCGCUUUGAGAUGAUCGAUGCUGUUGAUGGGGCAGGCCCAGAUGACAUGUUGAGGAUGGAGGUGGACAGGAUCCCAGGCCUGCCCAUCGCAGGGGAGGCGAAGCCACAGAAUGUCCAUGUGGAGAUCGAGCAGCGAUGGCACCAGGUGGAGACGACCCCACUACGUGAGGAGAAACAAAUCCCCAUCAUGCCCCUGCACCUGGCCCAACCAGAUGACCGAGACGACGGGAUCCACAAGCAGCAGCUAACCUCACUGCUGGAGAAGGAGUUGGAGCAGAGCCAGAAGGAGGCAUCAGACCUCCUUGAGCAGAACCGGGUCCUGCAGGGCCAGCUGAAGGUGGCACUGGGCCGGGAGCAGAGUGCCAGGGAAGGCUACGUGUUGCAGACCGAGGUGGCAGCCUCACCAUCGGGUGCCUGGCAGAGGCUCCAUAAAGUCAAUCAAGACCUCCAAAGUGAGCUGGAAGCCCAGUGCCAGCGUCAGGAGCUGAUCAAUCAGCAGAUCCAGUCACUGAAACGUAGCUAUGGUGAGGCAAAGGAUGUGAUCCGGCAUCAUGAAGCCGAGAUUCAGAGCCUGCAGGCAAGGCUCAGUAAUGCUGCGGCUGAGCUGUCCAUCAAAGAGCAAACUCUGGCCAAGCUGAAGAGUGACUUAAAGAGUGAGAAGGAGAAAGCCAAAGAGCAGCUGGAGGAGUGGCAGCACAGUGAGACCACUCUGAGCUCCCAGUUAAAAGCCAGUGAGCAAAAGCUGAAGAGUGCAGAGGCGCUGCUGCUGGAAAAGACACAGGAGCUGAGGGAUCUUGAAAUGCAACAGGCAUUGCAAAGGGACCACCAGAAGGAAGUGCAGAGGCUCCAGGACAGGAUUGUAGACCUGAGCAGGCAGCUGAACGCUAGUGAACAGGCUCGGAUCCUAAUGGAGGAGAAGUUGCAGAAGAAUUAUGAGGCUUUGUUGGAAAGCUGUGAGAAGGAAAAGCAGGUUUUAAUACGGAGUCUGAAGGAGGUGGAGGAUAAGGCCAGCGAGUACGAGAAUCAGCUUCAAAACAAUGAGCAGCAGAUGGAAAUUCUUCAGAAAGAGAAACUGAAUGCAAAAUUUGAAGGCAGCGAGAUUGUCCACCAGCUAGAGGAGCAACUGGAGAUGAAGGAAGCCAGCAUCCAGAAGCUUGCUGAGGACAUCAAGGAACUUGAAGGGGAGAGAGAUCAGAUCAGAUGUAGGUUCCAAGAGCUGAUGAAUCAGGUUGAAGAGUCAGAUAACGAAGUUGCCAAGCUGCAAUCAAAGUUGAAAAUGGAGGAGACCAACUAUGAUAAGCUGGAGCAAUUGUACGAGAAAGUAUCAGAUCAGUUCCAGAGCGUGCAGAAGGUGCUGGAAGAAAAAGAGGAAGAGCUGAGACACGUUAAGGAAAUGCACUUGAGAAUGGUUGAAAAGAAAGAUCAAGACCUCAAUGAGGCUUUGGUUAAAAUGGCUGCUUUGGGCAGCAGUUUAGAGGAAACAGAAGUAAGGUUACAGGCCAAAGAAGAGGUUUUAAAGAAGUUAGCUAAUGUGGACUCAGUACCGUGUGCUAAAGAUAUGGAGGACUUCUGCACUAAUCUUGAGGCUGCUGAAAGUCACAUUCCAGACAUGCCAGCUCCUGAGGGGCUUCCAGGUUUGAAUUAUGCACUAAAGGAGGAGGUUGCUGAACGUCCUGAGACCAGCCAGAGUCUGGCUGGUGAGCAUACCAUGUUGAAUGCCGAAGAACUUAGGUCUCUGUUGAAGUCUACCAAGUGUCAAGACAGAGAGCCACAGCAGAAAGCCUUAGUGAAGCCUGAUAUAGGAACCCUAGGUGCCAAAAGGCAAAGAAUCCGCUUCUCAAACAUCCAGUGCCAAAAAUACAUCCAUUCAGAUGGGUCGGAGAAAAAUUGGACUAGUAGCACAUCUUCAGACACAAGCCAGGACAGAUCACUGUCCGAGGAAAGCAUGUCAUCAGAACCAGUUCUUGGUUACCCAGCCUCAGGAACCAGUGACUCUGAGACUUAUCUCUCAAUCAUCCAUUCCCUGGAAACCAAACUUUACAUCACAGAGGAAAAGCUCAAAGAUGUGUCCAUGAAGCUUGAAAGCCAGCAAGGUCAUAACCAGGAAACUCUGAUAGCCCUCCACCAUCAGUGGGCCAGCACAGAGUCCCAGCUUAGGGAACAGCUCCAAGCUAGCUUAUCUGAAGUUGGUGCUCUGGUUUCACAGCUGGAAAAUGAGAGACAGGAAAAGUUCAGAAUGAUAAAAAAUCAUGUCAAUGAGCUGGGAGACUUCCAAGUGAAAAAUGAUCAAACCCUGAUCUGCUUAGAAAAAUGCAGAGAACAGCUAAGGGCUUUACCCAAAUCUGACCAGGAGAAAGAGAGAGAUUUGUUUCUUACCACUCUGUCCAGCAUGGAAACCACCUUGUCAAAUGCAGUCCAGGUCUUGCAAGGGACACCCAUCGCCUCUGAUUAUCAGCAGAGCGAAAGCUGUGUGGCUCAAACUCCACCUGCUGAAGGGAGUUUGCAGGAGGAACAGACACUCAUUUCCCAGCAGCAGCAAGUUGAAAUGUCUGAUGGAGACCAGUUAAGAUUGCUUUCUGAGAGGAUAGCAUUUGAAGCCUCCCUGAUUAACCAAAUAGCAGAAUCUUUGAAAAAUGCAAGCUCAGAGAUUUCCCAGAUUCUCAGAGAGAUUCAUGGGACAGCUGAGGUGGUUUUUUUAGAGCCGGCAAAUGUGUCACAUACAGCAAUUGCCUUGGCCAACAUCUUAUCUAAGAAGCUGCUACUGGAAGGUGAAUUUUGGAGCCAGGUGGAAGAACUGAGAAAGCACUUGGGCACCAGAGAAGAGGAGGUAGAAAGCAAAACAGAAGCAGCUAGUUUUAGUUUUCCCCAAUGCCUUGUCCAAACAGUAGCAGAUGCUACAUUGAUCAGGGCAGAACUUGGUUUUGUGGCACAGAAGAUGCGAGAGUCUUUUCAUCAGAGGUUAAAAACAAUUGAAGAAGACCUCCACAAUACCAAAACAGCUCUCCAGCAACAUAAAUGCAUGUUAGAGGAAAUCAUCAAAGCAUAUAGGACCUCUGAAUUUGACAGGGUUAUGCAUCAAAUUUCUGAAGCACUUGAAAUCCAAAAAGAUGCUUCAGAAAGAACCCAAACCUCUUGGGAUAGGAGUCACCUCAAGGUAAUGCCAUGUCAAGAUUCAGCCAAGAUGAUACAGGCCCAUGGUUUGCCAGACCAUAGUAGUGAAGCUCUUGUUGCCAUUCAAGAAGACCUUGCCCAACAACUCAAAGAAAAAGCAAAUGUUCUUAAAGAAAUAUCUGUUGCCUUACUAUCCUUGUCCCCUGAGGAAGCCAUACGCGAUUGCCAGAAGCUGCUAAAAAUUUCUCAGUGUCUUUCAUGUCAUACAUGCAUGGGAGAUCUUGAGCGCUAUUCAUCAUUGUUAGUUCAAGAUGCAAUUAUCCAGGCUCAGGUUUGUUAUGGAGCUUUCAAAGUUAAACUCAAGUAUGAAAGGGAGCUAAAAUUUUACAAAGAGUCCUUGCAAAACAUGGAUGCUCUGUGUCAAGAGCGUGUAAAGACAGUGUCUGCCCUUCGUGAGGAGUACGAAGACCUGCUUCGAAAGCAGCAGAGUGAAUAUGCCGAGAUGAUAGCCAUCAUUGAAAGGGAGAAUGUAGACCUUAAGGCAAAAGUCUCUCAGCUGGACAAUCAGCGGAGGCUCUUGGAGGAAGAAGAGCACAAACACAGCAAAAACUUAUUUGAGUUACAAGGCAGGUAUGAGGAGGAGAUGCAAAAUGUGAUUGAGCAGUUGACUAGGACAGAGGACACUCUGAAGGCAGAGAGAACAGAGGGCCUAAAUCAACUUGAUGCCAUCAUCCGAGAUAAGCAAAACAUGGAAAGGUAUCACCUUGAGCAAAUGCAAAUGUUGGAGGACAAGUUCCAGGCCAACAUAAAGGAACUGCAAAUCAUCCACAAUGAGGAACUGCAUACUUUGCAGGAGCAUUACAACCAGAACCUGCUGCGCUUACAAGAAACACUAGACAAUUACCAGAGGCAGCACCCAGAAGCCUUGCCUUCCAAAGGGUCUGAAACCAGUGACGGGAAUGAAUGGGCAACAGAUCAGCCCAAGGGCGGGAUGCUGGUCUCCGAGAGCGAGUUAAACUCCAUGCACGGUUUGAGAGAGCGCAUUCAAGAGCUGGAAGCCCAAAUGAAUGCCAUGAGGGACGAGCUGGAGAACAAGCACGUGGAGGGGAAUGCUUCAGCACUGAGGGAAAAAUAUCAGAAAGACUUUGAGAACCUGAAGGCGACAUGUGAACGAGGGUUCGCUGCCAUGGAAGAGACACAUCAGAAGAAGAUUGAGGAUCUGCAGAGGCAGCACCAGCGGGAACUGGAGAAACUGCGGGAGGAGAAAGAUCGCCUGCUAGCAGAAGAAACAGCCGCUACUAUCUCGGCCAUCGAAGCCAUGAAGAACGCCCACCGCGAGGAGCUGGAGAGGGAGCUGGAGAAGACCCAGCGCUCCCAGAUCAGCAGCGUCAACUCGGAUAUUGAGGCCCUCAGGAAGCAGUACUUGGAGGAGCUGCAGUCGGUCCAGCGGGAACUGGAAGUCCUUUCGGAGCAGUACUCCCAGAAGUGCUUGGAGAACGCUCACUUGGCCCAGGCCCUGGAGGCUGAGAGGCAGGCCCUCCGCCAGUGCCAGCGAGAAAACCAGGAGCUCAACGCACACAAUCAGGAGCUGAAUAACCGCCUGGCUGUGGAGAUCACACGGUUACGGACCGGGGAGGGAGGGGGAGAGGCUGCUGGCUCGCCUCUCACGCAGGGCAAGGAUGCCUAUGAGUUAGAGGUCCUAUUGCGGGUCAAGGAAUCAGAAAUCCAGUACCUGAAGCAGGAGAUCAGCUCCCUCAAGGAUGAGUUGCAAACGGCACUGAGGGAUAAGAAAUAUGCCAGUGACAAGUACAAAGACAUUUAUACGGAGUUGAGCAUCGUGAAGGCCAAGGCAGAUUGCGACAUCAGCAGGUUGAAAGAGCAGCUGAAGGCAGCCACAGAAGCACUGGGCGAGAAAUCCCCCGAGAAUACCACUGUGUCGGGAUAUGAUAUCAUGAAAUCAAAAAGCAACCCCGACUUCUUGAAGAAAGACAGAUCCAGUGUUAGCAGGCAACUAAGGAAUAUCAGGUCAAAGUCCGUUAUUGAGCAGGUCUCAUGGGAUAACUGAAAUGAACCAGAGUCCAGGUUCCCUGUCACAGUCUGAAGGAAGGCCUGACCGUGCAAGAACGCUUGAAGCUCUUUGAAUCCAGGGACUUGAAGAAAGACUAGUUCUCCCCCUUCAGCUUGAACAUGCGCACCUCCCAGCUUGCGAUCGCACGGCACGAGCACCGCGUGUUCCUAGUUCCUUAUGAUCUUCUGUGCUGUUGUUCGUCUCGAUGCUCCCAAUCAGACUGAGUGCGGUUGGCGGUUCUUCCUGCCCCUGGCACCUUGACUCCACAGCUCCUUUCCCUGCACCGCAAGAUGCUUCAGAGACUCUGCUAGGGAGAGGAGGGGAUGGAGUUCUGCCCCCUUUGGCUCCUUCCUUCAGUGUAAACCAUUACACUAAGUGUCAGUAUUAAGGCUCAGCAGCCUAUCGAUAAGCUAGCUCUGUCAUACCGACUGCUUUGGUUUAGAAAUGGCCUGGCUGGCAAAGGCCAGACCCAGCUCUACUGCUGUUUGAGUGACCCAGUGCUCAGUCACAAGCUGUGAGUCAGUCCUCUGAGCUUGCGUUCCUUGCACCUCUGGGAAAAAGCCUGUGGUCAAAACGUCAGGAAAGGCAGGUCAGUCUGUGUCGGAAGCAGCCCAGUCCGUCAGGUGUGUGCGUGGGUCACAGCACCAACAGCCCGCUAGCUGCUGGAGAAAAACGAGGGGAGUCUGCUGGGAGAGUGGCUAGGGUCUGGGCUCCGUUCUCCCAACCCAGAGCCCCAGCAGGCCUCGGCCUUGGCUUGUUUUCAGUCUGUUACAGCCAGAGUGUUACAGAUGUUUGUUAAACACAGAUUUCAACAAAAUCUUUCCCUAAGGCCCAUCUGCCCCCUCUCCUUUCUUCCUAUCAUGCCUGUGCCCUGAGUAAUGUAUUCCAGGGCCCGAGCUGCAGGGCCUGUCUACGCAAAUCCAGCCCAGCUACAGCCAGUCCCCUCCAGCCACUCUCUCCCUCUUUGCAUCAACAACUGUGUGCGUGAGAGCUUCCCUUUCCCAGUCUGAGAAGGGAUACUGAGCGGAAGACAGAGCCUGCGCUGGCUGUGAACAUACACACACAGCUCAGUCCAAAGACUGCUCCCUUUUCAUCCGCUCCUUUCACCAGCCCACAGCUCCAAUUUUCAUACUUUUAUCUAUGGCUACAUUUUGCUUUUCUCCGAAAUAAGAGUCUCAAAGCUCGCCUGUUCUGCAGACCAUCCGUAUUGCAGCUUCCCAGGACAUCUUCCUGCCGGCUCCCAGCUCGGGGAUGAGGAUCACUCUUAAAAGUCUGUUUAGCAACACUGCACAGCGUGAGGCCAAUGGAGUGAAGUAAAAGUGAGUGAGGGAACCCAGCCGUGGAGGUGCAGCAUUAAACCAGUGUCGCUUAGCAAAGGGGAGGGGAAAGAAUCUCUCAUCCUGUUAGCCCUCAUGCAGCUCUGCAGUGGCCAUGGUGGCUUAUUCGCCAUGCUGGCAACAGCAUCCACAUGCUUUCUCCCCUGUACGCCUCCUUGGUUCUGUGCCCUGCGCUGCCAAUUGACAAGACAACUCCUGCCUCAACUCUGGGACUAGGGCCUGUUCCAACACAAACGGUUUCUAACCGAGCUUGGCUGUCUAGUGUGGAUAGGCCUAAAUCACAUUGGACUGUGCCCUUGACUCUCUAGGGAGCUAGGCUACUGCCUCUCUCAAAUUGUGUCUAAACAUGGCUCCUCGCUAGCUGUGCUUGUGUGGCCAGCUUGGUUAAGGGGAAGUGCCCCUCAUGAGCCCUGCCCAGCGCUCUGACGCCCUCUGCCCCAGGAAUGCUCAGUGUAGUCUGGAAGGCUUUGUUUACAAAGGGCCAUUUGGAGCCCCCUCGUGCAGAGUGGCGGCCAUGCCUGAUCCUGGUAGUAUGCAAGACCAAUGUGGGAGUUUCUAGCCUGCUUUGACAGUGGUUAGACAAUCCAAAGAACACACCUGACUUUACUAGGUGACUGGAACCAUUGGCUAAAGCUGGUUUGAAACUAAUUUCUGGUCUCUCCCAUCGGCCACCCAUAUUGCCACGUUCCCCAAGGAUCUCCCGCCUUGCCAAGAUGGCUGUCGCCAGCUUGGGACUUGGGUGAUUCUCAGCAGGCCUCUUAGCUCUGCCUUCCUGGUGAGAGGAGCUGCUUGUGUAUCCCACAGAUACCCAAAAAACACAUUGAGUUCUCAGCUUAGUUGGUGGCUGGGGGCUGUUUAAAUAAGUCCCAUCACCACCCCAACCCUGCCCUCAGAUUCCACCCUGAGCUGCAUUGCUGAAACCCCUCACACUAGUGACUCUAUUGGUGAAGCUAAGUAAUGGGUCCCCCCCAAACGCCAGCGGCCAUGGCAUGGGCCUGCCUUCCAGCCAAGGACACCUAGAUGUGACUCCCACCCUCAGUGUUCUUUAAUCAGCCGGAGGGGACACUGUAUAGGCAGAGGAGGCAUUCCCUCUCUGCCCCCAAAUUCUCAUCCACUCUGCAGAGCUUGAGCAUGUUGCUGCUGUUAGAUUCUGCUCAUUCUGUUCUUGGAAGAUGUCAAAGCUCUCUGCCUGAUUCAGCUUCCGCUUAUCCCUGUAGCUCCAUUGGCUUCAAUGCGGUUCCUCAUUCUCACCACCAUGAGAUCAAAACCAGGCCCAGGAUGAACCCUUGGGGGCCAAACUCUGAUGGAGCUGGAGGAGGGGUUCCCAUGGGAAAGUGAGACUUCAGUGGGAGCUACAAGCAGCCAAGGGCAAUGUGGUCUUUGGGUUGAACUCUGGAGCCCCACAAGCUGUGAGGGGACCUGUCUCACAGGCCAGUGGGGAUGUUUGUGCUGUGACACGGGUUGGAUCUGGCUCUAGAUACUGCCGGGGAGGGUUUGCUUGCCUGCUGUGUUCCCUAUACUGUAUAUGUCCCUCCACAUGCAGCAGAGGUCUUCAGACGUCACCUAAGAGACCCAGCUUUCUCCGUCUCUGACCUUUCCUGGUCUUCUCACAUCAGCAAUCACCAGAAGAGAACAUCCCUUUGUUCUUAUGCUCCGUCCCUGCCUGGUCAGGGUGGAGGGUGUCUGCCCUCUGCUAGCUUCCCAACCCUGAAUUCUCCCUUCAGAUUGUGGAGCCUAUGGGACACAGGUACGGGUAGCAUGAAGUCCUUCAGCGUUGGGAUUUCUCCUCCCUCACCUCACAAGAGUCCACUGGAAUGUGACAUUUCCAGUGAAGACACACCCCAGCCUGUGCUUCCUUGGAGUCCGGUGAGGGCUUCUUACUGCUAAACCAUCUGAGCAAAGUGUGUUCUGUUCUCCUGUUGGAAAAGCCACUUAUCUCCCUCUUCCUCCGGCCAUCUGGGCUCUGAGCUUCUUGCUACCCAACAAGCUAAUUGCUGCUGCUUUGUGCACUUCCUUUGGUUAUGAUCAGUUACUUUCAGGGUGAGAAAUGAAGAUCACCCACCUUUUCUCCAUUUAGAGUUGUAUGCCAGUGGGAUGGAGGCUACAGGAUGGUGCUGUAGAUAACCAUGGCCUGAUGCCCUUUGUGGUACUGCUUCAUUGCACUGAGCCUCAAAGGGAUCCUGGUAAUGAUGCUCCCAGGGGGUUGAAGCCAUCUUUUUUCUGCUGUGCACUUCCCCACUCCAGCCACUCUUUUUUUGAGGCUCAGUGUCUCUUUGCUUGGACCAGGAACUCUGUGAGUUACUGGGAUCUUAUUUUUCUUUUUUUACCUCUGUGUCUGUCCAGAUCCUGAUUUCAUAAUGGUAGAGAAGGAUCAUUAGAGGAGGAAGUGUCUGGUGUAACCACACAGAUGUAGAUACCACUGGAUGAUGCUAUGAGGAGCUGGCUUGGAGGAAGGGUUGCAGCAUGCUGAUGGACAGCUUGGCAAUGGUUUUGGCCAUUCAUAUGGCAGAGGUGAAGAGGGAAAACUGGUUGAAGUGAGGACUGUCUUUUUCAUCUUUUGACCCAGACGGUGUAUGUGGGUGAGGACAUGAGAAAAGGCACUGUGGUAUGUUUUCAAAGUGGAAGCACUUAGGUAGUAGCUAGUGUAAAAGGAGAGCAGGGAGAGAGGCAUGUAAAGCAGUGGAAUAGCAAGCCACAUAAAAAGAGGUGGUAUUAAAGAAAUGGCAGAUCCAGUGGGUUGGUCUGAACGGCUUUCUGCCUGUGCUCCAGUCCCAUAAUUAUCCUGUAAAGAUGCAACUUGGGGAGCAGGAGGGCUUGUUCAGGUUUGUCCUUGUGAUAUACAGGGUCCCAAGGACUGAGGCAGAGAAGAAAACUGCUUAGAGGAAGAGAAUCUUUUAUUUGAUGGGUUUCUUAGCCCAUUUUCCUUUCUCAUGUGCACAUACCCCAAGCAAAAGGCUGUAAUUAGGGAAGCUUUGAGUAGCCUAUGUAAAUUUCUUCUCUUGAGGAGAUGUGCAUAGUUCUGCAAAAGUCCUGGGACCUCAAUAUGAUGGAUGAGACAUUGGCAGUAACAGACUUUAAGCAAGAUGUUUGUUCAAGCUAGCUGGUAUUUUUUUCUUUAAGGCUGGUAUAUCUUUAGUUCCUACCUUACUGCAAACUCAUCAUCCUGUGACCUCCAUCUUACUUGGUCAGUGGAUCAGCUUAAAAGAAUUUGCUUCAAGAUGUGCCAGGACUAAUGGAUCAGCAGAAUCUGAACUUGUGGGAGCGGAUCUGUCAGUGCAGGUUUGCAAGCACUGGGGAUCUUUGGAUAAUGCAUCUUGGCCCACAUUUCUGGACCUACAUACUGCCCCUAAAAGCUAACUGGACACGCAGUUUCACUGGGAUGAAAUGGAGCUGCAGAUACCGGCUGUAGCCAAAACAAAAAUCUAGUGUUACAAGAAAUGAGCUCCUCUGGAGAGGACAUACACACCGUGCAUGAAGGGGUGAUUGGGACCACCCUUUGGUGUAUAUUUUUAAAGCUUCUAAGAACCUCUAACAGGCCAAAUAAGUGUUGUUUUGCUGAACUUGCUGUUCUAAAAUAUUAUUUAACACCUAAACAAAGGGUCUCGUACAACUAUUUGUUAUAUACUGUCCCUUGUAAGAGCAGGUGCGUUCUGAAGCAGACACCUCUCCAAAGCGGGACUUAGGCUUUGUUUUUAAUGUUUUUCUGUUGUGCACAGGGUAUGCGCUCUAAAGUCAGUUGUUCCAGAAGGCGGAAGAGCAGCUGGCUCUCUGCCCAUCUGUGCAGCUUCUCCAUCCCAUCAGACUGCAGCGCUCCCAAAUGGAAUCAACAUUGCAAUAACUGAUCCUUCCAGAGGUCAAGAACAAAAAAGCUGUGGCACAAACACGCACUUGUUUUCUCUGAUGUGCUGGCAGAUGCCUCAUUGCUGUUUCUCCCUGUAGUUUUGAUGGGCACCUACCUGAGCUGGGAGGAGCCUCAUCAAAGUAUUAGGCAGUGUGUUCACCUCCACUCCACCCCAGUAAACACCGCGAUCUACCACAGGUUUAAAAAAAAAAAAAAAUGGCAAAAGUCUUAGCUGAGUGCAAGGUUCUGUGUUUCACCCCAGUUCUGCCUUCUGCUUCAGGCUUCAUCUUUCUCCAUGAGGCUAGAAAUCAGUGUUUCUCAAAUUGAACUGACGAGGAGGGUGGGGGGCAUAGCAAGAGAACCCCUCCCCCCCGCCAGCCCCUUUGCCCAACACACUUUCUGAUUCCAUCUGCAUCUUCCAUUGUGUAUGUGAGAGACAGCAGAGCAUUUUCCAAUUCACUUUUCCUCUGCCUGUGUUCCAGGCACCCUCCACAUACAACAAGGCAAAUUGGCAUGGUAGCUGUCUCGCUUGCAGUGCUCCUAAAGGGCACAGUAUAUACAGUGUGUGAAUAUAUAUACGUUGCAAGCAGCUGCAUUUUAUAUGGUCCUACAUGAUGAAAAGUACCAGAAUGUGAGGUCUAAUAAAACCAAGUUCAAAAUAGCCGUAGAAACAUAUACAUCUAAUUGCUUCCAAAGUUUUGUCUUUUGUGGAGAAUUUUUCAGCCAUUUUUUUCCUUCUGGAAACAAUUAGAUUUAAGUUCUUUUUAACUGUGAUUGAUCUCCCCCCAUUCCUCCCCCCAUCCAUCCAUCUAAGAGAGGGAGCAAUUUUUUUUUCCAUUUGCUUCAAAAGCAGAAUUUGUGCUUAUGUGCAAAACACAACAAGGCUAUUUUUCUGUAACCGGUUGAAUGGAGUGCAUUUAAGCAGUCCUAAGCAUUGUAAAAUGUGUCACUUUUGUAAUGACUAUAUAUUUGAUUGGAAUUCCACUAGACCUUUGCAUUUUUGUGCUUCAUAUACAGUACUUAGUUUGUUGUGAACACUAAAGCACAUGCACGCUCAGUGUAGCUUGCCUUUACUUUGUAAUUUUUUCCAUUUUUUUAAAAAAAAAAAAGCUUUGUUAUUCUCUUUAAAAUAAUUUAAAACCUGUAUAGUAUUCAAAGCACGCAAUGUAAAUAUUUAUUACUCAGAAGUUAGCGGAGGGUUUUUGUGUGUGUGUGUGUGUGACUAAGUUCUGUUUUUUUGGUUUUCUUUUUUAGGUUUUCUUUUUUAAUCUUGUUCUAAUACAGAUGUCUCUUUUGGGGUUGGAAGAGAUUUGCGUGUAAGAUGUUGAACCUACCCUGUGUCCUCUUAUUAGAAUGUUUUUUGAUGACUGUUAUAAAUAUCUUUUAAAAUUCUCUGACCUGUACCUUUAGCUUUGAAGAUACCUGUCCAAAGAAUGUGUCCAGUCUGUUUGAGAACUGUUAAUCCUAAAGCGCUAUAAAUUGUUUUUCCAUUGAGAAUUCAGUAAUCUUGUAUUUGAUAGUGGCAUUAACACCCUGUGAAUGUGCAAAAUUGCUAUCUAUAUAUAGAAGUAGUAACUACUGUGUGACUAGAGCAUACACAGAUAUCCUUGCAUGGUAACUUAGGACUGUUGCAGUGAGUGAACUAAGGUUCCAGGAUCUUAGGGCCUAGUAUAUAAUUGUGUAACUCACUUAUGCAUCAGCAUUGAAGCUACUCUGUAAGGCUACAUGGAAUUUACAAGGGAACUGUCUCCUAGCUGUGCAGUUACAUAGUGUACAACAGCAUGGAAGUUUACUGUAACUUACAAUGAUAUGUAAGUAACUGUUUAAAAUAUAACUUUCAAUACAUCGUAGUUACUACUGAGUUGCACUUAUGAUGUGAUCCCUACCACUGUAAUACAGAGCAUUUCUUAAAAGUGGCUGCAGAAAUAUUGUUGCGUGACUGGGGAAGGACACUGAAGAGCCAUGGGGGCUGAAAACAAAGCUGUCAGCUCUAGUGGUUUAACUUGCCUCAGCCUGCACUUUAAGAGACUACUAGAGGAGAACGAGGGGGCAGGAGGCAUUAGCAGAAACCUGACUUGCCUUUGAAUUGGUACCAACAGCACUAGCCCUCCUGGCCACUGACAUUAGUUUAGUGCAAUCACAAGCAAUUAUUUCAUCACCCUUCCUGUCUACCCUACACCAUGAAUGUGUGCUGGAUGGUGAAGGAUCACUGACUCUUUGUUCUAAUUUAGAGAGAACAAAGUGUGUUGUAAAAUACUAAAGACUUUGACAUGUAGCAAACAGAUGAGGAUUCUUAGUCUUUGAUCCACAUACACCCUUUUGGGACCUGGAAUUUUGGGUUGACUUGAGAUUUUAAACUUUGGGGGUAGGGGGCAAGAGGGAAACUGUAUGUAUUUGAAUGAUAACUCUGUGAAGUGACAAUAGACACCCAAGUAUUGAUGGUCAAUCUUCCUCACUUCACACCACCAACCCAGUCAGAAUUGAGGGACUGCCUUAGCUCCAUCCUGUCUUAUGCAUGCCUUCAAUCAGUGGCCUCAGUCAAGAGAGAUGGGUUCCUGAUUGAAAUGCACGCACCCUCCACUACCAGCUGAGUUUCAAGAGCUUCAGUCCCUGGUGGAGAUGGAAAUAGAAAUCAAGAUUUAAUUGUGGUUUAUGGUGAACACCCAAGAGUCAACCACAAUGUCUCCAGUUCCUGUGAUGAUGAAGACAGAGAGAGCCACCUGUCCAACCUGCCUGCAUGGUGUUAAUGGCAGCAGAUCAAACCUAGAAGAUUGUGUAACUUACUUCCUGGGUUGCUACUGUGGUGGUGAGACUUGUGCACCAGCCUCAGAACUAGCAUGAAACAGGGGUGGUGACCAGGGAGAAGUGGCAGCUGUGUUCCAAACCCAUUGGGCUGCAGGUCUGAAUGGUGUGCAUAAGGGGAGGGUUCCACACACCUCACCCAGCAAUGGAGUGACGUGUCCUGAUCCAUUUCCUCUUGCAAAGGUGAAUGCACAUGCAUUUUGUGGCCCCCUGUGAUACUGAGUCUGAGUGGAGUCUUUUUUCUCUCUUCUUCCCCCCACCCCCUUUGCUUUUAUUUCAGUGCUUUUAUUUAAAAAAAAAAAAGAAAAAAAAAAGCCACUGUUCACUGUAAUAGAAGCAUCACUUUGGUCACAAUAUUUAUUCCUUACAAAUCCUGUGUGACAUGCUAGGUUCCCAUGGAUGUAGCUGAUCAUUUUUAUUUUGUAAAUAUAAUUACUUAACUUUACAUAAACUAUAUCGUAAUAAACUAUUUUUGCACCACC
Caretta caretta (loggerhead turtle) is the source of this 16824-nucleotide messenger RNA. RefSeq names its product myosin phosphatase Rho interacting protein (gene MPRIP). Gene Ontology annotation, molecular function: actin filament binding. Gene Ontology annotation, cellular component: actin cytoskeleton. The record is from RefSeq and is a predicted model, not a curated record. Lineage: Eukaryota; Metazoa; Chordata; Testudines; Cheloniidae.